Molecule: messenger RNA, 7116 nt
Organism: Danio aesculapii
Lineage: Eukaryota; Metazoa; Chordata; Actinopteri; Cypriniformes; Danionidae
Gene: ndst1a
Product: N-deacetylase/N-sulfotransferase (heparan glucosaminyl) 1a
Cellular component (GO): Golgi apparatus
Molecular function (GO): deacetylase activity; heparan sulfate N-sulfotransferase activity
Source: RefSeq, a predicted model, not a curated record
CACCAGAGGAGAAUAGACACCGGAUUUACCGGGACACCGUCGGAAAGACGUCCCAGGAUAUGCGCGUUUCUCCGGGUGAAGGAGUGACGCAGCGUCCGGAUAAUAUAUUCAGUGUGAAGGGGGAAUCAGAUCUCCACUGGGAAACCAUCGUAAUGAUUACCUGUCAAUCACAGCAGACCCCGCCCCUGUCAGCUACCUGUGACCAAAGACCAGAGUCAAAGUGAGCAAGUGGGUGGAACCAGUCGCAUGACAGACAGCAGGGACGUCCAAUCAAAUUCAGAGCGCCGUAUCUCCUCUCCGCUUCAGCGAUGGUCACAUAAAUGCACAGAAACAUUCCUGUAUCGUCAACAUGUAGCUUAAUCUUCAGUUUUCCUAAUAGCCGUUUGAUUAUUAAUUUAUUAGUGUGAUGCUCUGCGUUUUCCGCCUGCGCCGUCUCGUUCGCCAGGUGCCGCUACAGACCAGCUUCCUCUUCCUCUUCCUCCUCUGCGUCCUCAGCGUUUUCCUCUCCUCAUAUUUCCUGUAUUCCGUCAAGCGAGAGCUUGAACCGUCAGCCACAGCAGGACAUGCUUCCGGUGACCUCUACAUGACCUCUUCUCGAACCCUCCCCUUUGUGGGCGGGACGUUUUCCUCCGAUGGCUCGCGGACGGAUCCAGUGGUGCUGGUGUUCGUGGAGAGCCAGUAUUCCCAUCUGGGACAGGAGAUCGUGGCCAUCCUGGAGUCGGCACGGUUUCGGUAUCGGACAGAGAUUUCGCCGGGAAAAGGAGACAUGCCUACUUUGAUGGAGGGACGGAGGGGACGCUUUAUUCUCAUCGUGUACGAAAACAUCCUGAAGUAUGUGAACAUGGACGCCUGGAACAGGGAGCUGCUGGACAGAUACUGCAUCGAGUUCGGAGUAGGAAUUAUCGGCUUCUUUAAGGCCAACGAGAACAGUCUGUCGAGCGCGCAGCUGAAAGGCUUCCCUCUGUUCCUGCGCUCCAACCUGGGCCUGAAGGACUGCAGCGUCAACCCCAAAUCCCCAUUACUGCACAUCACACGAGCACAGCAGGUCAGUGGUCCUCUUCCCGGGGAUGACUGGACCGUCUUCCAGUCCAACCACUCCAGCUAUGAGCCGGUUGUGCUGGCGAGAGCUCGUUCAGUGGACUCUCGUCUGCACACCACUGUGCUCCAGGAUCUGGGGCUCCACGACGGCAUCCAGAGGGUCUUAUUCGGACACAACCUCUCCUUCUGGAUACACAAGCUGGUGUUUGUGGAUGCCGUCUCCUUCCUGACCUCUAAAAGACUAUCUCUGUCCCUGGAGCGCUUCAUCCUGGUGGACAUCGACGAUAUAUUUGUGGGAAAGGAAGGGACUCGGAUGAAGGUGGCAGAUGUGGAGGCAUUGCUGGAAACUCAGAAUGAGCUGCGGAGGUCAGUUCCAGGCUUCACCUUUAACCUGGGCUUCUCAGGGAAAUUCUUCCAUGCAGGUACUGAUGAGGAGGAUCUGGGUGAUGAUCUUCUGCUGUCGUAUGUUGAUGAGUUCUGGUGGUUUCCUCAUAUGUGGAGUCACAUGCAGCCGCACCGCUUCCAUAACCAGAGUGUGUUGGCAGAGCAGAUGAUCCUGAACAGACGUUUCGCUGAGGAUCACUCUAUCCCGACUCAUCUGGGUUAUGCGGUGGCUCCUCAUCACUCGGGUGUGUAUCCCGUGCACAUCCAGCUGUACGAGGCCUGGAAGCGUGUGUGGGACAUCAGAGUGACCAGCACUGAGGAGUAUCCACACCUCAAACCUGCGCGAUUCAGACGCGGAUUCAUCCACCGCGGCAUCAGAGUUCUCCCCCGUCAGACAUGUGGUCUGUUCACUCACACCAUCUUUCAUGAGGAGUAUCCAGGCGGCCCGCAGGAGCUUGAACACCUCAUCCAUGGAGGAGAACUGUUCCUUACUGUCCUGCUCAAUCCUAUCAGCAUAUUCAUGACGCACAUGUCAAACUAUGGAAAUGACCGUCUGGGUUUGUUCACCUUCAAACGACUGCUUGACUUUCUCCACAAGUGGACUCAUCUGAAUCUGCAGACUCUUCCUCCACUGCAGCUCGCCGAGAAAUACUUCCACAUGUUUCCAUCGGACACCGAGCCGCUCUGGCAGGACCCGUGUGAGGAUAAGCGACACAAGGACAUCUGGUCCAAAGAGAAGACCUGCGAUCGCUUCCCAAAACUGCUGCUCAUCGGCCCUCAGAAAACUGGAACGACGGCUCUUUAUUUAUUUCUAGGCAUGCAUCCGGAUCUGACCAGUAAUUACCCCAGUAAGGAGACCUUUGAGGAGAUCCAGUUCUUCAGCGGCUACAACUAUCAGCGCGGCAUCGACUGGUAUAUGGAGUAUUUCCCCCUUGCGUCUAACAGCAGCUCGGAGUAUUAUUUUGAAAAGAGUGCCAAUUAUUUUGAUUCAGAUGUAGCUGCGUUUCGGGCCGCGGCGCUGCUGCCCAGAGCUAAAAUCAUCACGGUGUUGAGUGAUCCUGUGGACAGAGCCUACGCCUGGUACCAGCAUCAGAGAGCUCACGGUGACCCUGUGGCUCUUAAAUAUUCUUUCCAUGACAUCAUCACAGCGUCCCACAAUGCACCAGUGAGGCUGCGGGCUCUGCAGAAGCGAUGUCUGCUCCCGGGCUUUUACAGCACACACCUGACACGCUGGAUCCAGCACUUCCACCACAGCCAGAUUCUGGUUGUGGAUGGUCAGACACUGAAAACCGAUCCUGCUUCAGUCCUGGACAAAAUCCAGACAUUUCUGGGGUUGGAGAAUCGAGUGGACUACCACAAGAUACUGGCGUUUAACCCAAAGAAAGGCUUCUGGUGUCAGCUGCUGGACGGAGGAAAGACCAAGUGUUUAGGGAAGAGUAAAGGACAGAGAUAUCCAGACAUGGACACACAGUCUCAGGUGUUUUUGAGGAACUACUACAGCGAUGGCAAUAUUGAGUUGUCUAAACUACUGUAUAAAAUGCGUCAGACGGUGCCUGGCUGGCUCAGACAAGAGCUUCUCCACACCAGAUAACAGAGUCUGUCAGGACGGUGGUCUUUAACUCACUGAUACAAUUCUGCCAGUAUUUAUGAGCAGAUUCUGAUUUCCACAGACACUGGAUCAGAAAUCAACAACAAACAUAAACAUGAAGACCUUCCUGCUGUGAUGAAGACACGAGUGACUGUGACGCUCCAAAUUAAAUGAAAGACUUUUUGACUGAAACUGAAUUUGAUACAGACCGUUUCUGAUUUUAUAAAGGUCUGCUAUGGAUAUCUGCAUUUUUAUUUCACAGCUGCCUUUUCCCUACAUUUUUACAUUUCAUCGUAAGCUGAAGGACCUUCUUUGUCGAGCUCCAACAAUUUAUUAAUAAUUCAAUCAAUGUAUCUUUAAUUCCAGGCCUUCUGUGAUGCUUUGAAAAGGCAAACUGAUUGAAAUGUAAAUGCUUUGUUUCGUUUUCAGUGUUUCAGAUGAGAAAGACCUGCAGGUUAAAUCAACAUGAAUGUGAGUAAUUAUUGUUUUUAGUUAAAUGAUCUCUUAAAAGUUGCAGCUCACAAGCUAACAACACAGAAAUCUUUAGUGUUUACAUUAGUACAGACUCUUUUUCUACUGUACUGAGGCUUUUAUAACAUUAAUUUACAAUUUAAAGUGAUGAUUAAGUGUUGAAACAUUCUGUUUUCAUAAGAUCUGUGUAUUGGUUUAUUAUUUCAUUAUUCUUGAAACACAAAUGUGGGGAUUUUAUUAGGGAAAACGUUUUAUUAAAGCAAUAUUUCACCUGAAAACUAUUUAUAUUUGCUUUAUGUAACCAGUAUAGCUUCAGUUAUGAUGUAUUAAAGGUGCAGUAGGUGGUUGUCUCCAGAAACAUUUGUUGUUGUGCUGGUUGAAAGUCUCUUCCCAUUCCAAUAGUAAUGAUUAAGCUAAAUGAUCUAAAUGUAUUUAUAUGUAUUUUUAUAUCCUGGGCAAUGGUGGAAAGAGUACUGAAAAAUCAUACUCAAGUAAAAGUACCAUUACUUGCCUAAAAACUGAUGCGUUUACAUGUAAUUUGUGGAUGUGUGUAAACGUAACAUUCUGUAGUGCAUCUAGUUAUUGGCAAGGAGGCACACAACGUCAUAUGAUGUUAUUAUUAGGUUAGAUUUAGGUUGUGAUGUCAGGUGACCAAAAUUCAACAUCUAGCCAGCGUCUAAGGACAAUGUUAUUUUGAUGUCCAAUAAUGACGUUAAAUGACGUUGAUAUUUGGUUGAUUUUAGGUUGUUAGAAAGUAACCAAAAUCCAACGUCGACCCAACAUCUAAAACCAAUUUCAUAUUGACGUCAUAUACUGACAGUUAUUCAUCAGGUAUGGCAACCAAAAUCUAACGUCUGAUAAAUGUCAAUAGUGGUUACGUCCACACAACGUCAAGCUGUUACAACAUUAGAUGUUGAUAUUUGGUUGAUUUUAUGUUGGACAUUGUUGUUGACCUGACGAUGAGUUCUGACGUCAACCUGAUUUUCAUUUCCAAACAAAAUGCAACAUCCCUAUGACGUUGGGGCACAACGUCAAUCUGACGUCAUGUUGACGUCUUGUGCCUGCUGGGUGUUUAAGGCCAUUUCAGUCAUCAUACAGUAAACAGCCGUCAUCUUCACAUCAGUGACAUGCAUCUAAACAGUCUCUGGGUCAAUAGCCGCGUUUCCACUAUCGCGCCUAAAGCGAGCGAGCCAGGGCGAGCCAAGGCCAGUCGCGUUUCCACUAUCACUUCCGGGGCGUAAUCGGGCCAAAGCGGGGCUUCCUUGGGGCCAGCGUCCGGCCUUUUUCGGCCCGCCGAAUACCUUGGGCCAAGGAGGGCCAACUGGGGCUUCGGGGCGGGGUUACGUACAAAGGCGGAGUUUUCCUGUCAGGUAAAGAGGAGACAAGAUGUUUUCUUCCCUUACAUUUGUUUUGCUAUCGCGCUUGAUCAACUCACUAAGAAAAAUCUGUGUUCGUAGUAAAUGCCGCCGAACUCGAAUGUCCUUAUCCAGUGAUCGCUGUCUGGCCUUACACCAACAGACCACAAACAGUAAAAAAGCAAUCGCUUCGGUGUUCUCCAUCUUCCAGCUCUCGUAGUGAUGCCAGGUUGUGUUUGUGGUUAUAAUUUGAGUUUUUUGUUCCCGCUGAAGUGGGCGGGUUGUGUGACGGGUUGUGUGAUGUUUGAUUCGGGGGACGUUCUGGGGGCGGUGUUUGCGUGAUGCGCUGCGAGCAACUAGCCCGACAGUGGAAAUGCGACAUGAUUUCGGCCUCAUUUCUCAACCUCCCGGGCUAUUGGCCCGGCCUGGCCCGAUUAAAGCCCUGGCUCGCACUGGCCCGAUAGUGGAAAUGCGGCUAUUGUGUGUAAAGAUUUUGAACAUCUUCUUUAACACUUUUAAUGCUUCCAAACAGUUUGUUGAAAUUAUAAAUCGCCCAUGUCUUGAGGUAGUCCAUCAUGAUGUGAUUUACCUUCUAUGUGUGAUUUGAUUGCACUCGCAGGACUGAUUUUUCUAAUCCCCAUUGACAAGAAAAAAUAAAGUAGUGACUGCAGGUUGAAGGAAAGUAGUGGAGUAAAAAUGCCGAUACUGCAGUAAAAAUGUACUCAAGGGAAAGUAAAAGUACACAAUUUUAAAACUACUCAAGAAAUUAUAAUUCCUGAGGAAAAACUGCUCAAUUACUGUAAUAUGAGUAUUUUUUAAUUAGUUACUUUACACCACUGAUUCUGGGCAUAUCUCUAAUUAAAAUUAAUCAGGCCGAUAAUUCCCAUAAUUCUGCUCAAAAGCUCAAACUGUCUGUCAACAAAUGUAGAUUUGUACAUCUGCAUCUGUUCACGCAGAUCCACACCAUGUUCAUGUGCACAUGUGAGACUCAGUGACAGCGGUAAAAACAAAUACUGAAUCAAAACUUUCUAAAAAUCCUGAAUCAAUAUUGGAGUUACUUUUGCAUGCUGGAGGAAGGACGACAACAUGGCUAAAGUGUUUCUGUUAGACAGGUAAUGUUAUGUGUUAAAACUAUUUUAGUCACGCAGAGCUGAUGUAGAUUGUGUUGUUAUGAAUGGGUUAUAUGCACAGAAGUGUUGUUCAGCCACUGAAAUCUUCCGGUGAACUAUUGAUGUGACUAUUUUCAGUUUCAUAAGGGCCUUUUACAGCAACGAUAAUGUAGAUUUUAAUAUAGUUUAACAACAAAACAUCAGUAAAUAGCGCUAUUCCGCCUAGCCUGCUUUACCGAGGUGAAGUUGGUUUAUAUCCACAUCACAUUGGUUCAUUUUUGAACAAUGACAACCCGUGAUGUGCUCCCUAUAUUGUUUACCAUGCUACUUUGAAUAUUCUUUGUGAAAUAGCAUGUAAGUAUGGCUUAGCCGGCCAAGCACUAAGCAUAGUUGCUUUAGGACAAAGCACAAGAGAGUGAGAGGAGCGAUCCUUACAUGCAUGAAACAUUGCACAUUAUGACAAGUAGUGCUACAGUGCUAAAACCGUGCUAGAUACAGUUUUUAGCUUGGAAUUGUAGCAUUAUGAAGUAAAGUUUUCUAAUUGGCGAAUGACAUGAUCUAGUGGGUUGUCUACUGUCAUCUUUACAGAUGUUUGUGAUUUCAGGAGGCAUGGCUAUGGACAGCAGGAGAGAGACUGUGUUUUCAAAGCUAUUAUGCUAAUGGUUAGCGUUUUGGCUGAUCACCUGCUGCACCUUUAGGUCUGUUUUCUGAAGUUAUGUGAGAUUUAUGCUGCAGUUUUUCACGAAUGCACAUUUUCAGGCUUUCAUGCGUCUCAUAAUUACAUUUCUCUGUUCUCUGCCUCUUUGUAAUGUAUUUAUUAAGUUGUUUUUUCCCCCUAAAGGUCAGCUGUCAUCUGUUCAGUAGAACCGGUGUGAAUUUCUGUCAUGCAUGAAAGUGAAAUUGUAAUGAAUUUACCAUUGGCCAGAGGAUUGCGGGAUCAGUUAUCACAUACAAUCAUGUUUUAUUACUGUAUUGCUACAAUAAUGCACAACAAACUUUAGAUUACCACACUGUCUAUUGGUUGUUGAUAUGGUAAUGUGAACAUGUGUAAGUAGAUUGAAGGGCAGCACGCACUACAUGAUUCAUCAAUUAGUUUUCCUGAUUUCUUCUUUGUUUGAUGUGUGACCUGAUCAAACAGAUGCAGAUGAGAAAUAAAUCACUCCGUUACUAA